This is a messenger RNA of Penicillium samsonianum, 4788 nucleotides long. RefSeq names its product putative filament-forming protein (Tpr/p270). The transcript has a single exon. Gene Ontology annotation, biological process: protein import into nucleus; mRNA export from nucleus. The record is from RefSeq and is a predicted model, not a curated record. NCBI's taxonomy places the organism in Eukaryota, Fungi, Ascomycota, Eurotiomycetes, Eurotiales, Aspergillaceae. Gene Ontology annotation, molecular function: structural constituent of nuclear pore. Gene Ontology annotation, cellular component: nuclear pore. Bases 1 to 4788 code for a protein of 1595 amino acids.
AUGCGCACCGCUCUUGCAGCUGAGCAGAGAACCUGCCAGGAACUCCGCAAUACCGUUGACGAGAUGGUUCUUGAACUUGAUUCGACCAGACCCGAAAUUGAGGAGGGACGAGCAGAACAAACUCGUCUCGAUCAUGCUGUUGUGGAAAUGUCUACUCUCCUCGAAGCAGCCGGAAAGGAACGGGACACCGCCCUUAAGGAAUCCAGAAAAUGGCAAGGUCAAGUCGAGGGCUUGGCUCGCGAGGGCGACAUUCUACGCCAGCAACUCCGCGAUCUGAGUGCGGAAGUCAAGGUUCUCGUCCUUGAGGUUGCUGUUGCCAAACAUGGCGAAGAAUACGACCGCGAGGAGCUCGAGAAAAUUGCUCGGGGUGAAGUGGAAGAGUCGGCAAAGGAUCUCAAUGAAACUGGCCGCUUUAUCAGCAAGCACCUUACAACUUUCAAGGAUCUUCACGAACUCCAGGAUCAGAAUCACACUCUCCGACGAAUGUUGAGAGAGCUUGGUGACAAGCAGGAGGGCGAAGAGGCGCAAGCCAAGGAAGCUACUCGACGGGCAGAAAUCGACGAGCUGAAGGAAUUGCGUAUCCGUGCGCAGACAAACCGUGAUGAGAUUGCGAACCUCAGCGCACAGAUGCAGAGUUACGUCAAGGAGCGCGACACAUUCCGCAGUAUGCUUAUGCACAGAAAGCCAACCGUCGACGACCAGUCUGUCUUCUCACAAUCCAUGCCUCUUGGUGCUGCUCCUCAGGGAGCCAUGGAUACAUCAGGACCUGACUACGCUGAGUUGCUCCGCAAGGUUCAAGCCCAUUUCGACACUUUCCGUGAAGAAACGACGACAGACCACAAAGCACUGCGGCAGCAGGUCAAUGAGCUGUCCCGUAAGAACAGUGAGCUUAUGUCUGAUAUCAGUCGGUCAAGCAGCCAGCUUGCUGCUGCUUCCCAACGUGCGGAGCUUUUGCAGAGUAACUUCAAUAUGCUCAAGAAUGAGAAUACCGAGAUCCAAAAGCGCUAUUCUGCUCUCUUCGAAAAUGCAAACCGACAGGAUCUGCGCACCCAGCAAGCUGCUGAAGACCUCGUGGAGGCCAAGGGUCUUGUUGAGAGCCUUCAGAGAGAAAGUGCCAACCUGAAGGCCGAGAAGGAGCUUUGGAAGAAUAUUGAGAAGAGGCUCAUUGAUGAUACCGAGAAUUUGCGGAACGAGCGCAGUCGUCUGGACUCAUUGAACGCAAACCUCCAAACUAUUCUCAACGAGCGUGAACACACCGACUCCGAGAGCCGACGCCGACUCCAAGCUAGCGUCGAGUCACUCGAAACCGAACUGCAAUCGACAAAGCGCAAGCUCAAUGAUGAAGUGGAGGAAUCCAAAAAGGCUAGCAUGCGCCGGGAGUAUGAGCAGGAGACAUCGCAAAAACGAAUUGAUGAUCUGGUCACUAGCUUGGGCUCAGUCCGCGAAGAGCUGGUUGCCGCCAAGACCACCCGGGAUCACUUGCAGUCCCGUGUAGAUGAGCUUGCAGUUGAGCUCAAGAGUGCCGAAGAGCGUCUUCAGGUCUUGAACUCGCGACCAAGCGUGUCUGCCGGUACCACCGAGGGACCUACUGAGGGUCAGGAGCCUGGUGAAGGAAGCGGACUUUCUCGGGAGCAGGAACUUUCAAUUGAAGUUUCCGAACUGAAACGGGACCUGGAAUUGGUGAAGGGUGAACUAGAACACGCCAAACAACUGGCUGAAGACUACCAGGCCAUCAGCCAAGCCAGUGAAGAACGUCUAGAGUCCGCCACCGAGACACAGGAGCAAUACCGUGAAGAGACCGAUCGUCUUGUGGAGGAGAAGAAUACUAAGAUCCAGGACCUCGAAACUCGCAUUGAAGAGAUCUCAGCUGAAUUGUCCGCCUCCAGCACUGAAAUGACCAAGCUCCGCGAAGAGCAAGCGGAGGCAACGCGCCGUCUGGAAGAGCAGAAGGCCAACUUCGAGUCGGAUAUUACUCGUCUCAAGGCCGACAACGAACGACAUGUCACUGCUGCGCAGUACCAUCAGGAGGACCUGAACGCGCAGGCCGAAAUCGCCAAGCAUGCCCAACAGAACUACGAGACCGAGCUUGUUAAGCACGCCGAGGCAGCGAAGAAUCUACAGGUUGUUCGUGCAGAGAGCAACCAGCUCAGGCUCGACAUCGCUGAGCUGCGAACCCAAUCCGAAGGCUACAAAACGGAUCUGUCUCAGAAGGAGGAAAGCUGGGCGGAGCAACGUGCCACGUACGAGGGCGAGCUCUCUGAACUGCACAAGCGUCGGGAGGAGGUUCUUCACCAGAAUUCUGUGCUUCACACCCAGCUCGAAAAUAUCACCAGCCAGAUUUCGUCCUUGCAGCGGGACCGAAUGAAUGUUUCGGACGAUGAGACAGAGGGAGACCAGGCCGCCCCUAAUCUCGAAGGCCUACAGGAGGUUAUCAAAUUCUUGCGUCGCGAGAAAGAAAUUGUCGAGGUUCAAUACCACCUUUCAACCCAGGAAAGCAAGCGACUCAACCAGCAACUCGACUACACUCAGUCGCAGCUUGAUGAGACCCGCCUCAAGCUCGAGCAGCAGCGCCGUGCUGCGGCCGACAGCGAUCACAACGCGUUGAAUCACAGCAAGCUGUUGGAGACUAUCAACGAGCUCAACGUUUUCCGUGAGAGCAACGCUACUCUCAGAAACCAACUGAAACAAACCGAGGCCGUGCGUGAUCAAAAGAUCGCUCGCGAGAAUGAGCUAGUUCAGGAGAUCGAACCCCUCAAGACCAAAAUCCACGAGUUGGAGAGCCAGAGUGAAGCCAAGGAUGGAGAAAUGCAGCUUCUACAGGCCGAUCGCGACCGAUACCAACAACGUAUUCAGAACAUCCUUCAAAAGUACGAUCGUGUCGAUCCUACUGAAAUGCAAGAGCUGAAGGAGAAGCUCACGAGCCUUGAGAACGAAAAGACAGAGGCCGUGUCCGAGCGGGAAGCUCUCCAGACUCAGAUGGAGUCCCUUCAGGCUCAAAUCGCCGAGUUCCCAGAGCAACUCAAGCAGCAUUCCGAUGAACGUGCACAAGAUUUACGAUCCAAGCUCACAGAGCAAUUCAAGGCACGCUCUAAGGACCUUAGCGCGCGUGUCAAAGCCAAGCAAGACGAGCUCAAUGCGUCCUUGCAGGAGAAGGAGGUCAUCCAAGCGGAACUUCAGACUACAAAGAAUGAAUUGGAGGCACUGAAGAUCAAGGUGGGAGAGGCGCCAGCCAAUGUGUCUCCUGCUCCUGCUCGUGCUCCUGCUGCAGAAGAAGAAGUCCCCGUCAACGCUACCCCGGCUUCACAAUUCCCAACCGCGACUGUCGAAAUCCCUGGUCCUGGUGACGCUCAAAAGAUACAAGCCCUUGAGCAGAAGAUCCAGCGUCUCGAGGCAGCUCUUGCAGAGAAGGAUGGACUUCUGGCGGCACAGGUCAGCGAACAAGAUGCGAAGAUCAAGGAACGUGCCGACCGCCUUAAGGAUAUGUACAACUCUAAGCUGAACGAGGUCAAGGCUGCUCAUCGUCAAGAAAUUGAGAAACUGUCCGCCGGUGAACAAUCCGUACCUGGAACACCGGGUGCGGGCCCAGAUGCAACCCCUGCAACUCCGUCAAAGACGUUUGAGCUUGCCGGAUUUACUAUUCCCGAGUUGACAGAUGCUCAAGCAAGAGAGCUGGUCGCGAAGCAUGAGACUAUUCGCACAAUCGUCCGAAACAACAUCCGUGGUCAAGUGGCACGCGAGCAACAAAAGCUCCAACAAGAAGCCCAAGCCUCCUCCAGUGCUACUGAAGCCGCAUUGACUGGACUGCAACAGAAGUCCACCGAGGAAAGGGAGGCCUUGGUCAAGGCCCAUGAGAAUGAAAUCAAGGAGAAGGUCAGCUCAGCGGUCGAACUCGUCGAAAAGAAAACCGCUGCCCGUCUCAGCAUGCUCGACACCAGAUUCCGAACUGCGAAUGCCAAGCUUGAUGUUGUAUCAAAGGCUGCCACGGAAACUCCUCAAAGGCCCGUUGUGGAAGUAUGGGAAAUUGCAAAGACUGCCCGGCCUGCACCGGUCGCGGUUCCGGCUGCUAAGCCGCCCGUACCAGCAGCAAUCCCAGUCCAACCCGUUGCUCCCGCUCCAACUCUAGCUGCGCCGCAAGUCCCAGUUACAGCUCCCUCGGCCCCAGUCCCUGCAUCGGCCCCUGCCCCUGCCUCUGUCCCUGUUGUAGCAGCCCCGAAUGUUCCAACGCAGGAAGUCGCGCCUCCCACUGCACCUUCCGAACCCGCUGCCCCCCAGAAAGGCGAGGCACAGCCCACAGCGCCAGCCAAUCCCUUCGGCCAAGUUCAGCAAACCGAUCAAAACCAGCCGGCCCCUACUCUUCCCAGCAAACCUCCCGCUGGAAACCCACCUGGUCUGAUGCGAGCUCUUCAAUCCGGGCUUCCUAUUGCACGAGGCGGACGUGGCGGACGUGGUGGUGGCCAGCAAUUCGGCCAUCAACAACAUGAUCAACAGCAGCAGCAAGGUCAAGGUCAUGGCCAGAGCCAAAACCAGCGCGGCCCGGGCCUCCAGCGAGGUCGUGGCGGUCGUGGUGGACAAGGCCGCGGUGGUAACCAAAAUCAAAGUAACGUCGCCCAGGCUCAGAGCCCUACUGCCAACCGUGGGAACCUGAGUGCUUCGGCCCGUCAGUUCAUUCCUGGGGGCAACAAGCGUUCUCGUGAUGACGGCCCCGACACUACCACCGAAGGUGGAAGUGGUGGAAAGAGACAGAGAGGUGGUGGUGGGCCCCAGCCUCGUGGUGGAGGCUCUUCUUGA